AUGAUCUAUAUAUCAGAAGGUUUAAAAAAUGAGGAGCCUCUUGUGGACAAUGAAGGCAGUAGCAUUGAAGAGAGCAUAAUACGUUCAAAGGGCACGGAGCCAACGAGCUUUGCAAUGAUGAUUAAUAUGGGAGAUGUCGUUGGACGAGGAGGAAAGUUGAAUGGAAUAUCGUUUGUUGGAUGCAUGGGCCUCUUAAGUGCCAUCCUCUCGGGCGAUCCGCAGCUACAAGUUCCGAAGCAAAAAAUAGAACUGCAACUUCAUUCGUCGGCUGGCGUGACAGACGGCUGUGUGGAUGGCUGUCAGACGAUGAGGAAGUUAUGUUACAAUGGCGGAGUCUGCGUCAACAUGUACACGCACUUGCAUUGUGACUGUGGACUGACUCACUAUGUCGGAGAAUUCUGCCAACAUUUAGAAAGUGGAUUUGAUAAUGACUUUGAGUUGAGUAGUCUGUCGAAAAAUCAUGAAGCAGUGACUCUGAAAGGUGACAGAUUUUUACUGGUCAACGUUGAAGGGUUCGAGCAUCAAUUGUACAAUUUGCAGCAAAGCAUGCUUUCUUUCUUUUUCAAGGGUUGCGAAUUAAGCGCCAGCACAAAUUUGCGCCAGAAAAAAACGAGAGAGUAUUUCUGCACCUUCAACACCUGUGCCUCUGGCUCGCCGACGUCUGAUUACAACGCUGAGCUGCUGGGCUACGUGAGCAAGAAGGACGGGAGUAGAUUGAGACUGUCGCUCUUCAACGCUUCCAUCCACCUCUCAUUAAUUUAUGACAACAAGAAGUUCUACAAUGAACUUAUCCUGACAGCUGCCAGCAACUUGAAUGACAACAGAUGGCACCGAGUGACCAUGACCACCAGCAUGUCCGGAGAACUCAUAAACAUCUCUGUUGACGGACACGUUGAACGCAUGCCGCUCGGAGCUGGAGAGGAGGGAGAGGAUGAGGUGGAAGAGGAAGAUGACGAUGAUGGUGGUGAAAAUGAUGAUGGCGGUGAUGUUGAGAGUGAGGGUGACGAUGGUGGUGGUGGGGAUGAUGAUGACGUUGACUACAAGAAGAUGCGACAUCAUGUCCUACAGUGGCCAAAAUUUAUUUAUUUCGGAAAUACGGAGAGUGGCAGUAGAUCGGCCAGCAGUGUCAGUCUGAAAACCAUCUACAUUAACGGCCUCUCCGUCUUGAACUCCAACCAAAAAAAAUUCUGCUCCUUUCAACCAACGUCGCAAGCCUCAUCCACAACAACAUCGUCAUCUGAAUUGAGGUCUCGCCAGUUCCAAACAGGCACAUCUUCAACUUUUAAACCAUCACAAUCUUUGUUGGGUGAUGCAAAAUUAAAAAAAUCCAUUUUAACAAAUAUAUUCUUAGAUGACGUAGAUAAUAUCAAUCUUAGAAACAGUUCGAAGAGCAGCCGUAUGAUGAAAUUAGUAACGUCAAGGGUCAACCACACAGCCAGUCAAACGAACUCACCUACAAAAGCCCAGCUGGGUGAACAAACAUUCCACGAAAAUGUCUCGAGCACCAAUGGAGCAAAUGAAACCCCAUUAAGAAGUAAGAUCCGAACCCCAUCCGAACAAACACAUCUUAAUCAAAAUUUGAUGAGUGAUGAUCCAAGUUGGAUUGGUGACAUUAAUUCUAUGAAUGGCGAACCUGAUGAUGAUCAUUAUAAACAUUACGUGGCUGAAGACUUUGGUGAAAGCAUUGAAAUUAAAUGUCACAAACCGAACAACACCGCUGACAACAACAACAACAACAGCCACAACAACAAUAACAACAACACUGAUCACGAAACUAAAAAUUCGAGUAAAGAAAGAAAAGAAAAUGUUUUCCAAAAAGAAAGCAAUGAGGAUGAGUACGGAGCGGUCGUCGAGAUGUUGAUGGCCGAUUCGGAACUUGUUUGUCGCCAGCACAAGUGCGCCCCCGGUGGCAGGGACGAUGGCGAGCACGUUAAUAUCAGUGGUUAG
Helobdella robusta is the source of this 1947-nucleotide messenger RNA. RefSeq lists its product as hypothetical. The record is from RefSeq and is a predicted model, not a curated record. Lineage: Eukaryota; Metazoa; Annelida; Clitellata; Rhynchobdellida; Glossiphoniidae. The transcript is spliced from 10 exons. Bases 1 to 1947 code for a protein of 648 amino acids.